Messenger RNA from Populus trichocarpa (black cottonwood), 1096 nucleotides. RefSeq names its product probable glutathione S-transferase. The transcript is spliced from 3 exons. Gene Ontology annotation, molecular function: glutathione transferase activity. The record is from RefSeq and is a predicted model, not a curated record. Gene Ontology annotation, biological process: glutathione metabolic process. Gene Ontology annotation, cellular component: cytoplasm. NCBI's taxonomy places the organism in Eukaryota, Viridiplantae, Streptophyta, Magnoliopsida, Malpighiales, Salicaceae. The coding region runs from base 1 to 882 and encodes 293 amino acids.
AUGCAUAAGGAUGAGAGCAUGAGAAGGACGGUGUACAAGGAACGAGAAUCUCAAAGCAGGCAACGGGAAGCAUGGCCCACACUAGCAAGACUCGAGUUCAGGCCAAAAGCAGCGCAAACCAAGACAUGUGCUUUAAAAAUGUUUUCGAACAAAAGGUUACCUCCGCGUGAUAUUGUUUCCCAUGAAAGAGAAGGGUUGCAGGAGAGACUGGCAAAAAGAUGUCCUAAGGAAGACUUGCUUCUCUUGGAUUUCUGGGUGAGCCCAUUUUGCAUGAGGGUGAAAAUAGCUUUGGCUGAGAAGGGUUUGAACUAUGAAUCAAAAGAGGAGGAUUUGUUUGGUGGGAAGAGUGAGUUGUUGCUGAAAUCAAACCCUGUUUACCAGAAGGUGCCUGUGCUCUUACACAAUGGUAAGCCACUGAAUGAGUCCGCUAUCAUCGUUGGCUACAUUGAUGAGAAAUGGCCUUCACCCCCAUUGCUGCCAGCUUGUGCAUAUGGCCGUUCCCAAGCCCGUUUCUGGGCUGAUUAUAUUGACAAGAAGCUAUUUGAUGCAACCUGCACUGUCUGGAGGAGCACAGGAGAGGCUGUGGAGGUAGCCAAGAAAGACUUCAUUGAAGUUCUGAAGGUGUUAGAGGAAGCCCUUGGGGAGAAAAAAUUCUUCGGUGGUAAAACCUUUGGGUUUGUCGAUAUAGUGGCAAUCCCUAUGGCCAGCUGGUUUUAUGCCAGUGAGAAGUUUGGAAACUUCACAGUCGAGGCCGAGUGUCCCAAACUAUCAGCUUGGAUUAAGAGGAGCAUGCAGAGGGAGAGUGUGGCCAAAGCUCUUCCGGACCCAGAAAAGGUCUAUGACUUUGUUGUCAUGUUCAGAAAGAUGCAAGGCAUCGAGUAGUCAAAAGCUUGCAUAUAUGCCCUUUCAACUCUGUGCAAUAAUUAGAUUUAUGCACAUUUGAGUUUAGCGUUGUCAGCUAUAGGUCUCUUUCUGGUCCUUUCUUCUCUCUUUCAACAAGGGGGGAAAAUAACCAUUUUUCUCAACUCACUUGUGGCUACCUGUAUCUGUGAAUAAGAAAGGGAUAAUUCCAUUGUUGUCUUCUUGUUGUAUCAAA